CUGAAACGCGCAUGCGCACAAUAGCGGGAACCCUGCCAGCUCAGCUGACAACAGCAGCUCCUCGGCCAGAUGAUGAUGGCAGACUCUGGAAGUAACGAAGAAGUCGCUGUGAUCGUUAACACCGACAUCACUUCAACAGAAUCCGAGAACAACCUGAUAAACACGAUGGUGGAAAGAGGGACAGAUCUGUUGAGAAAAAUGGAGAUAAAUGUGGCGGAGGCAGAGAAAAGAACAGGAAAGAAUACGGUUAACAUGCAGGAAACAUAUACAGUCUACCUCAUAGAAAUACGGCCAGCUGAUACUGUUCCAGAGGGGGGUACGCCUGCAGCACCUGACACUUUGUGGAGACGCUACAGUGAUUUUGAGUUGCUCAGAACAUACCUCCUUGUCACCUAUCCCUACAUCAUCAUCCCUCCACUACCUGAGAAAAGGGCAGAGUUUGUGUGGCACAAGCUAGCAGCUGACAACCUCGACCCAGACUUCGUUGAGCGACGAAGAGUUGGCCUGGAAAACUUCCUGCUGCGUGUUGCAUCGCAUCCGGUCCUUUCCAAUGACAAAAUCUUCUUCCUCUUUCUGACUGAGGAGAAAGGAUGGAGGGAGGCAGUUUUGGAGACAGGCUUCCAAGACAAGGUUGACUCCAGACUAAAGUCUCUGAGUGCCAUGUUAAGAGUCAAGAACCCUGACAAGCGCUUCACAGCACUGAAACAUUACAGUGAUGAACUGAACACUGUCAUCUCUCAGUUACUGCGGGUGCGCGUGAAAGUAGCAGACAGGCUGUAUGGAGUUUACAAGGUCCACGGUAACUACGGCAGAGUCUUUAGUGAGUGGAGUGCUAUUGAAAAAGAGAUGGGAGACGGACUACAGAGUGCUGGCCACCACAUGGACACGUAUGCUGCAUCAAUAGAUGACAUUCUGGAGGAAGAAGAACACUAUGCCGACCAACUGAAAGAAUACCUUUUCUACACUGACGCUGUCAGGUCAGUGUGUAGGAAACAUGAGUUGAUCCAGUAUGAACUGGAGAUGAUAGCUCAGGACCUCGUCUAUAAGAAACAACAGAAAGAAGAGCUGGCUACUGGGACCGUACGGAUCUUUUCUCUGAAGGGGAUGACUAGUAAACUAUUCGGCCAAGAGAGCCAGGAGCAAAGGGAGAGCAGGCUGGCGGCCCUGGAGCAGAGUAUCCAGGAGGGAGAGGAAUCGCUCAAAGAGAAAAACACAGAGUGCCACAAGUUUGUGCAAACAGCCUGGGAAGACAUUGAACGUUUUAAGGAGCAGAAGGACAAAGAUUUGCGUGAAGCACUAAUCAGCUAUGCCAUCAUGCAGAUCAGCAUGUGUAAGAAGGGAAUCCAGGUGUGGUCCAACGCCAAGGAGUGUUUCAACAAAAUCUGACAGCAUGUCCAAGAGGAGAGUCCCGCAUUAAUUAUGCACGAUAGUUGCACAUUGGGAAUGGCUGUGCAGUGUAUUUCGGUUGUUGCACUUCUGUCUGUCACCCUG
Messenger RNA from Etheostoma cragini (Arkansas darter), 1491 nucleotides. Its product is annotated as sorting nexin-4-like. The transcript is spliced from 15 exons. The record is from RefSeq and is a predicted model, not a curated record. Gene Ontology annotation, biological process: protein transport. The coding region runs from base 70 to 1386 and encodes 438 amino acids. Lineage: Eukaryota; Metazoa; Chordata; Actinopteri; Perciformes; Percidae. Gene Ontology annotation, molecular function: phosphatidylinositol binding.